AGACUUAGUGAGUUAUUGAGGAAAUCUGCUGAGCACACACUGGUAGACAUGGUGCAGCUGCUGUUCUCAAGGUUACCUCAGUUUAAAGAAGAAGCCAAGAGUUUUGUGGGAGCCAGCAUGAAGAAGCUUAAAAUGAGAGCAGGAGGAAUGAGUGAUUCGUCAAAGUGGAAAAAGCAGAAGAAAUCUCCACGACCGUCUCGUCAUGCAAGUGAAACACCCUUCCUAGAACAUUCAGUUGUACCAACAAGCAGUGCAAGUUCCAUUUCAACUGUUAUUUCUGAAAAUCCGUCAACUGUCUCGAGCCCUACCACGGACAGCGGUAUGGAACUUUCUUCAAAGACAACAUCAAAAGAAGAUCUUACAGAUCUUGACCAGGUCAAUACUACAGGUAUCACGCCAGUAAAUACUCCUUCCACUGAGCCUGGUGAAGAGAAAAUGUUAGAACUGCAAAUCCAGCAAGAAUCGCAGAAGAGUGGAAGAGUAGAAGGCUUUUUGCCUAAGGAAGAAAAGGCUCAAUCAAUGUCAGUGGAAUCUAUUCCAGAAGUAUUUGAAGAUCGCGACUCCCUCACGGAAAUGUCCGAUACUGCUUCAAUCCAUGAAGUACAUGAUAUGGACUAUGUUAACCCUCGUGGAGUUAGGUUUACACAGUCAACACAAAAGGAAGGUGCAGCUCUGGUUCCAUAUGGCUUGCCUUGUAUACGGGAGCUGUUUCGUUUCCUUAUCUCCCUUACCAAUCCACAUGACCGUCACAACUCUGAUGUGAUGAUUCAUAUGGGUUUACAGUUACUUACUAUAGCACUGGAAUCAACCCACAUCGCCAACUAUACUUCGUUGCUUGGUCUUGUUAAAGAUGAACUCUGUCGGCACCUGUUUCAGCUUUUAACUGUGGAACGUCUUAAUUUGUAUGCCACUUCUCUCCGACUGUGCUUCCUUUUAUUUGAAAGUAUGCGGGAACAUCUUAAAUUUCAACUUGAGAUGUAUUUGAAAAAGCUGAUGGAACUGGUCACCUCAGAGAAUCCAAAAAUGCCAUAUGAGAUGAAAGAAGUGGCUUUGGAGGCACUCGUUCAACUGUGGCGAAUCCCAAGCUUUGCCACAGAAUUGUAUAUCAACUUUGAUUGCGAUUUCUAUUGUUGUAAUCUGUUUGAAGAUCUUACCAAGCUACUUUCCAAGAAUGCUUUUCCUGUAUCUGGACAGCUGUACACCACUCACUUGCUGUCACUUGAGGCUUUAUUAACAGUUAUUGACAGUACCGAGGCUCAUUGUCAAGCCCAGGUUCUCAAUAACACUCUACAGCUGGACAAAAGAGAUGGGAGCACUCUGACAUUGGAAAUGAGUGAUAAAGACAUUCCAAAUG
Molecule: messenger RNA, 1354 nt
Organism: Rhincodon typus (whale shark)
Lineage: Eukaryota; Metazoa; Chordata; Chondrichthyes; Orectolobiformes; Rhincodontidae
Product: Golgi-specific brefeldin A-resistance guanine nucleotide exchange factor 1
Exons: 10
Source: RefSeq, a predicted model, not a curated record